Messenger RNA from Anoplophora glabripennis (Asian longhorned beetle), 396 nucleotides. Its product is annotated as cuticle protein 19-like. Gene Ontology annotation, cellular component: extracellular matrix. Bases 1 to 396 code for a protein of 131 amino acids. The record is from RefSeq and is a predicted model, not a curated record. The transcript has 3 exons. NCBI's taxonomy places the organism in Eukaryota, Metazoa, Arthropoda, Insecta, Coleoptera, Cerambycidae.
AUGCAAAAUAAAAUUAUAUUCCUCGCCUUUUCCGCCAUUGUGGCAGUAGCAGUACCUCAAAACCAUCACGUUCAGCAUGACGAUCACGCAGCUUAUAAAUUUGAAUACGGUGUCCAAGAUCCUCACACCCAUGACGUUCACUCUCAAACAGAACACAGGGAGGGAAAGAACGUAGUGGGUGAAUACACUUUGCACGAACCUGACGGCACCCAGCGUAUCGUCAAGUACGUGUCUGGCCCACACACCGGAUUUGAAGCCAUCGUGGAAAGGAAGGGACAUGCCCAACAUCCUGCACACUACGGAAAGCAUGGCCAUGGAGAAAAAGGAGGUGUAGGUGGAACUAGUUAUGUUGGAAUCACCCACUGGAGCAAUCAGGGUGAAAGCCACGGUCAUUGA